AGCUAACAUGUGGUCUUCAUCCAAUCUCCACCACCACUUCCUUCUACCGCCUUCGAAUUUCUAUACAUUUUCCUCAAGACGCCCUUCUAUUCGUCUUCUUCCUCCACCCAAUUCACUUUCCUCAUCUCUCACCAAUCCAACAAACAUCACACCUCAGAGAACCCUUUGCCUGCACUCCUCUUGGACGUCAAUGGCGGCAGCAGCAAUCGCCGUCGCUUCCAGUUCACGCUCCUUCCGGUUAACCCGAAUGCCGUUCCUAGGUCAAAAACCCACAUCUAGAACUUCUCAAUUUCCAUCCUCUAUCAGAAACUUCGACCCGAUUGCUCGGUUCCGACGGACGCCUAGGUUGACAGUCUGUUUCGUUGCCGGAGACCAGAAGUUAGAGACCCAAAUUGUUGAGGACAACGGCAGUGGUAACAAUCCUGGACCUAGCGGCGGCGAGGGUUCAGAUGAGGAAAUAACUCAGGUGAUGUUGAGUAGUACUAGUAACCGCGUCGUAGAGGAAAAAAUGGCUAGGAAGAAGUCCGAACGCUUUACUUACCUUGUCGCAGCUAUCAUGUCUACUUUUGGGAUUACUUCCAUGGCUGUUAUGGCUGUUUAUUACAGGUUUUCAUGGCAAAUGGAGGGUGGAGAUGUUCCUUUUGUGGAGAUGUUUGGGACAUUUGCUCUCUCUGUUGGCGCUGCGGUAGGAAUGGAGUAUUGGGCGAGAUGGGCGCAUGAAGCUCUAUGGCAUGCUUCUUUAUGGCACAUGCAUGAGUCACACCAUAAACCCCGAGAAGGCCCCUUCGAGCUCAACGACGUGUUCGCGAUUAUAAACGCCGUUCCGGCGAUUGCGUUACUGAACUACGGCUUCUUCCAUAAAGGAAUAUUUCCCGGCCUCUGUUUCGGCGCUGGGCUUGGGAUAACGGUGUUUGGAAUGGCGUACAUGUUCGUCCACGAUGGCCUUGUUCAUAGGAGAUUCCAAGUGGGUCCCAUUGCAAAUGUCCCCUACCUUCGAAGAGUUGCAGCUGCUCAUCAGUUGCAUCACACAGAAAAAUUUAAUGGGGUACCUUAUGGUUUGUUUUUGGGACCUAAGGAGUUAGAAGAAGUGGGGGGAAUGGAGGAGCUGGAGAAAGAGAUUAAAAGAAGAAUAAAGAUGUAUAAUAAAUAAAAAUAUGUAUAAAUUAAUUUUAUAUCAGUUUUUGAUGGUAUCUUGGUUUUUAUUACUUGUAGUAAAGAUAUAAAGCGAAAAAAGAAGGGAAAACAAAGAAAUUUUGUAUGAUUGAUGUAAUAUGAAAAAGAAAAAAGUAGAGUUCAUGUUUCA
This is a messenger RNA of Lactuca sativa (garden lettuce), 1303 nucleotides long. RefSeq names its product beta-carotene hydroxylase 2, chloroplastic. The record is from RefSeq and is a predicted model, not a curated record. NCBI's taxonomy places the organism in Eukaryota, Viridiplantae, Streptophyta, Magnoliopsida, Asterales, Asteraceae. Gene Ontology annotation, molecular function: beta-carotene 3-hydroxylase activity. Gene Ontology annotation, biological process: xanthophyll biosynthetic process; carotene metabolic process. Gene Ontology annotation, cellular component: chloroplast.